Molecule: messenger RNA, 1824 nt
Organism: Vigna angularis (adzuki bean)
Lineage: Eukaryota; Viridiplantae; Streptophyta; Magnoliopsida; Fabales; Fabaceae
Product: L-ascorbate oxidase homolog
Exons: 9
Coding region: 68-1696 (542 amino acids)
Molecular function (GO): oxidoreductase activity; copper ion binding
Source: RefSeq, a predicted model, not a curated record
CUGCAGAGCUAAUCCUCCAAGCCUUACUGAGUUUCACUGUUGAAGAGAAAACAACAGAAGUGACGCAAUGGGAAGCACUUGUUUGCUCCAUCUGUUGCGUGGUGUUGUUCUGGCUCUGCUGAGUGUGUGUCUUGUACAAGGAGAAGAUUCAUAUAAAUAUUACACGUGGACCGUGACAUAUGGAACUCUUUCUCCCCUAGGUAGUCCUCAGCAGGUCAUUCUGAUCAAUGGUCAGUUUCCGGGUCCUCAAUUGGAUUUGGUAACCAAUGACAAUGUUGUGCUCAACCUUGUCAACAAGUUGGAUGAACCAUUUCUACUUACAUGGAAUGGCAUCAAACAAAGGAAAAACUCAUGGCAAGAUGGGGUCUUGGGAACCAACUGCCCUGUUUCUCCAAACUCAAAUUACACGUACAAGUUUCAGGCCAAGGAUCAGAUUGGAACCUUCACAUACUUUCCAUCAACUUCACUGCAUAAAGCAGCUGGAGGAUUUGGAGGACUCAAUGUCUACCACAGAUCUGUCAUCCCAGUUCCUUAUCCGUACCCUGAUGGAGAUUUCACUUUACUCAUCGGUGAUUGGUACAAGACCAACCACAAGGCAUUAAGGGAGACUUUGGAUUCUGGAAAAUCUCUUGCCUUUCCCGAUGGUCUUCUUAUCAAUGGCCAGGCUCAUACUACCGUAAAUGGUGACCAGGGAAAGACCUACAUGUUUAGGAUCUCAAACGUGGGCAUGUCAACAUCAAUAAACUUCAGAAUUCAGGGUCAUACCCUGAAGCUAGUUGAGAUCGAAGGAUCACACAUUGUCCAGAACGUAUACGACACUCUUGAUGUGCACGUUGGGCAAUCCGCUACUGUGUUGGUAACCUUAAAUCAGCCUCCAAAGGACUACUACAUUGUUGCAUCAACAAGAUUUUCCAGAAAAAUUUUCACAGCAACGGCAGUCUUACAUUAUUCAAACUCUAAUUCCCCAGCUUCGGGACCCCUGCCUAGUCCCCCCAUUCACCAAUAUCACUGGUCUGUGAAGCAAGCCAGAACUUACAGAUGGAAUCUGACAGCAAAUGCUGCUAGGCCUAACCCACAAGGGUCGUACCAUUACGGAAAAAUAACUCCUACAAAGACAAUUGUAUUGUCCAAUUCAGCUUCUUUGAUAAAUGGAAAACUGCGGUAUACUGUGAACAGGGUUUCCUACGUUAACCCUGACACCCCUCUCAAGCUUGCUGAUUACUUCAACAUUCCCGGAAUCUACAGUGUUGGCUCACUCCAAAGCCUUCCUUCUGAUAACACUCCCUUAUCCGUAGCAACCUCCGUAGUGCCAACUUCUCUCCACGACUUCAUUGAGGUCGUUUUUCAGAACAACGAAAACACCAUGCAAUCUUGGCAUCUUGAUGGUUAUGACUUCUGGGUGGUGGGUUAUGGCUUUGGUCAGUGGACGCCAGCCAAGAGAAGAACCUAUAAUCUAGUUGAUGCCCUGACCAGACACACUGCACAGGUGUAUCCAAUGGGUUGGACAAGCAUAUUGGUGUCGUUGGACAACCAAGGAAUGUGGAAUCUGAGGUCUGCAAUGUGGGAAAGGCAGUAUCUUGGGCAACAGUUAUAUCUCAGGGUUUGGACUUCUGAACGCAGCCUUCAUAAUGAAUAUGAUAUUCCCAACAAUGUGUUGCUUUGUGGCAAAGCUGUCGGACAUAACAACGAUCCCUAGUAUCACAAUCUUCACCCGUUAAUCUUAUGUUGUCCUUUUCUAGUCAUGAGGGUUUGACUACCAAUUAUAUCUUUUAUCAAACUUUCACUGCUCAUUCUCGUAUAUGAAUUUUACCGAUUAGUUUCUUA